This is a messenger RNA of Monopterus albus (swamp eel), 2892 nucleotides long. RefSeq names its product platelet-derived growth factor receptor-like (gene pdgfrl). The record is from RefSeq and is a predicted model, not a curated record. Lineage: Eukaryota; Metazoa; Chordata; Actinopteri; Synbranchiformes; Synbranchidae. The coding region runs from base 467 to 1555 and encodes 362 amino acids. The transcript has 6 exons.
AAGGAUGAUUUACAAGUGGCAGAAAACUGCUGCUUCCAUGUACUCACAGGUUGCAAAGAUGGCCACAUCCCCAUUAAGUGAUGUCAAUUAGUUACUUUUCUGAUGAUUAUACCUUAAGAGAAAACAUUGACAUUGAUGUUGUUCAGGGGGAAAAAUUAAACUCAGUUUAUAUAUGGUGUGUAAAGAGUGAAAAUUAUGAACCUAUGCGAUUUGCAGUCAGACUCAGCAGGGGGCGCCAGAGUACAUGUUUCUGCUCCUCGGGUCUGAGGAGGGAAAGUAAACAGACUCGGGAGUUAUUUUCCUUUUUCCUCUGAGUCUGUGACGAGGAUGGAGCUGGAAAUCUAAGCAGGGCAACUGGAGCCUGCAGAGUUCCAGCCAAACUCCGAGCCUGACCUCCUUUCACACUGAGCCCUUCACCAAACCAGCGUGAUCUCUUCAGCUUUGCACAGCAGUCGCCCCUCUCACCAUGAAGCUCUGGGUUGUGCUCAGCCUGGCAUUGCUCUGGGUAGAGUUCCAUAGUGGUGCCUGCCAACAGCUAAAGCGUAAAAAAGAUGUCACCAGACCAGCGGGGAAACGGGUAAACAUACGAGGCCCCAAAGUGAAGGAUGGUGGAGGGAAACGCCAGUCCCCACUGAUCCGGGUCUUAGAAAAGGGUCGCUUUCUUCACCUGGGCCCGAGCACAGUUCUCUCUCCUGGGAUGGACUUGGAGCUGCGCUGCAAAGGCAGCAACAUCGGAUGGUCGUACCCGACCUACCUGGACACCUACAACGACUCACGCCUCAGCAUCAGGCAGAGUGACAAGUUCAGUCAGCUGAUCCUGACGUCACCCUCUGCUGCUGACACGGGGUCCUACAGCUGCUGGGUGAUCGUGUGUGAUGGCACGGAGUGCACGAAGGACCAUGAGCGCUUAUACGCCUCCUACGUUUAUUUCACAGACAAAGGCAACCUCUUCGUGCCCUCUGCCAUCCACUUUGAGAUCGUGUACCUGCGCCCAGACAGACCUGCAGUGGUGCCCUGUCGUGUGACCGACCCACAGGCCGAGGUGUCCCUGCACAGAGAGGUCCCUCCAGAGGAGCUCACGGCCAACACCACCCUGCUGACCUAUGACCCCACCAAGGGGUUUGUCCUGCAGAAACCCAGCCCAGACCAUCAGGGGGUUUUCUACUGCAAGGCUGCGACAAAGGGUACCCCUCAGAUCUCCACGAAGUACCAGCUGCUCUAUGUGGAAGUUCCUAAUGGGCCACCCUUUGUGAGUCUGGAAGCAUCUUCGACCUCUGUGAGAGGAGGUGACAAUGUGAACGUAACCUGUACAGUGCUGGGGGAGCCAGAGGUGGAUGUGAACUUUACCUGGUCUUAUCCUGGUCAGAACUACCGCCCUGUUCACAUCCAGACUUCCUGGAGGCUGGUGAACAGAGGCACGGGCCACACCACACGAGUCUCCCAAAGCGUCUUGACUGUAGAGGACAUGGAGACAAUCGACUUUGGAAACUACAUCUGUAAAGCCAAAAACCUUAACGGCCAGACCAUCGUGGCGGUCACCGUCAUCUCCAAAUAGCCGUGACACCAUAACUGUGUUAGUCAUUUGGAAGGAGUGUGUUGAUAAGUAACACCAAACAGUGAGACUGGAUAAAACCAAAAUGUAUAUACAUAAAAUGGAUGUAUAUUUAGACUGCUGAUUGUACUUAAAAUAAAGCUUUGCUGUGUACUUGGCUAAUGGUUCACUUUGACCUUAAAAGGCUUCAAAUGAGAGCAACACUGAAGGGCAGGACCACUCCAUGACACUCAGAACAGGAUUCAUUUUGCAGCCUACACACAACUCAACCAGUCUCCAGAAAUCAAAGAGUUAUAACUUGUAUGGCUUUUCUUCCAGGUUUUCCUCAAAUGUAUUAAACAUUGAUGGAAACAUUUGACCAGAGAAAAGCCAAAACCGUUUCAUCACAUGCUUUAUGAGAUACCCCACAGGAGUCUCAGUCUGCCAGACAGUGAGCAGUCACUUGCUUAUGAAAUAGAUGCUCUUUUUUUAUGUUGCAUCUGGAGAUAAAUUUUUGGUAUUGGUCAAAUAUGUUGAGCCUCAUUAUGAUAAGAGGGGACACCAAACCAGUGUUGGAUUGAACACCUAGCUAAAUGUCAGUUACCCCCAACGCUAUGCAUUUAAAUCAAGUUAAAGAAUGAUGCAGGGAGAGAGCCACAGCCAUCAGACUUGCUCUUGUUUUGAAGCAUGUCCUGAGAAGGAGAAACUGGUUUCAAGCUGAACCAUGUGCCAGGCUGACAUCCUAAUGUGCUCCGUAUGUGGAAUGUGAGCUGCAGGCCAAGAACUUGUUUUGGUCCAAUGCAACACACAGUUUCCACUGUGCUGAAUGCUGCUUGCUAGGUGAUUUGAACUAUUUUAGCUUUGGAUCUUAAUGUUUGUGGUUCAGAAGGACAUUCAGCUCAGACAACAGGCCGACGAAUGUCAAUCCACUGAUUCUAUGGAAGUAAAACCUGCUGCGGGGGCGUUGUCUUGUUCCAUGAAAAACUGUUCCUGUAAUAUUCUACUUUACAGAAAUAGCUUCACCUACAGUGAAUACAGCAACUUGUUGAAACUUUGACCUCAACUAUUUUAGUACAAGACUUUAUUAAUUGCAUAUUUCAAACAGGGUCAACACAUCAGAAAUAAACUCCACAGAACACUCAGACAUUUGCCAGAUGCACCAUCUCACAUUCACAAAAAAAGCGACUUCUGGUUCAACUCUUUGCAAAGACCCCAACUUUAAAGCUACGUUAGGAAGAAGGUUCAGUAAGGGGUGACUGACGAGACUCCAAGAUGAACAAAGGUUCAGAUCGGUCCCUUGGUCAAACAAACUAACAAAUGUGAAAACCAAAAUGCUUGAGGCCACAGAUGACAGUAUAUAA